UGGGCGGGGGAACUGAGGAAGGAGACAGAGUGGUGAGGAGAGGCAUCGUUCCACUGAUGCUGAGUCACAUAUCAGAGGGACCACAGCUGCAUCCCAUGAGUCUUUGGGAAUAAUGGAGGAGCUUGAACACACCUGCCCUCAUCCCCGAACGACUCUCACAGAGCCUGCCAUCUUUGCCAACGAGACCAGCUGUGACUGUCGCGCGCCUCAUGAGAAGCUCACCAUCGCUCAGGCCUGCAAAGGCACCCCAGUGGACCGGCCAGUCAGAGUCUACGCAGAUGGCAUCUUUGACCUAUUCCACUCUGGACACGCUCGUGCUCUCAUGCAGGCCAAGAAUCUCUUUCCAAACACCUACCUCAUAGUAGGAGUGUGCAGUGAUGAACUGACCCACAAGUACAAGGGCUUCACAGUCAUGACGGAGCACGAACGUUACGAGGCGCUGAGACACUGCCGCUACGUCGAUGAGGUCUUGAGAGAUGCACCCUGGACUCUCACGCCUGAGUUCCUUGAGAAACACAAGAUCGAUUUUGUGGCUCAUGAUGAUAUUCCAUACUCCUCAGCAGGAAGUGAGGACGUUUACAAACACAUCAAGGAGGCAGGGAUGUUUGUACCCACGCAACGCACAGAAGGAAUCUCCACCUCUGACCUGAUUACGAGAAUUGUCAGAGACUAUGACGUCUACGCCCGACGCAACCUUCAACGUGGCUACACGGCCAAGGAGCUUAACGUCAGCUACAUCAAUGAGAAGAAGUACCGGCUACAGAACCAAGUGGAUCGGAUGAAGGAGAAAGUUCGCACAGUCGAGGAAAAGAGCAAGCAUUUUGUUUACCGAGUGGAGGAGAAGAGCCACGACCUCAUUCAGAAAUGGGAAGAGAAAUCCAGAGAAUUCAUCGGAAACUUCCUAGAAUUAUUUGGACCCGAUGGGACAUGGAAACAAGUGUUUCAGGAGCGCAGUGGUCGAAUGCUCUCCUACGCUCUGUCUCCCAGAGAGUCACCCAGCAAUAGCCCUCCCCGCGAACUUUCCCCCCUGCGCUCACCCUCUCCCCCGUCUCCCCCCGCCCGCUGGCACAACGCGCGGCCCUCGCCCCCUACCUCCCCAAAAGGAGCGUCUGCGUCUAUAAGCAGCAUGAGUGAAGGGGAUGAAGACGAAAAGUAGACGGUCACACCAACCCGCACACGCGCACACUCACACACACACACACACACCUCACUCACAAACACAUGCACACACUCCUCCAAACACUGGCUGACAAACUGAAAAACAGUUACCCUCAAGGAUGUUGCAAAUAUGCAAUGCAGACGGUGAUCAUGGGGAAUGUAGUUCUGAGCUGCAGAGCUAAGAAGCCAUCACUGUCUCUGUUGUUUCUGGGCAACCAAGCAGACAGGAGGAAGAGGAUGAGGACAAAGUGUCAGAUUUUCGUGCAGCAUCUUUGACUUUGGAUUGUCCAGCACUGAUAGAGACUGUCAAACAGCUUGCUUAUAAUAUCAUCAGUUUUGGUUUUUUGUCUUAUUAUGUGAGAUUAUCAUUUUCUCUUCAAGAUGCCAAGUUUUCUUGUAACCGGUGUGAUAGCUAUGCGCGAGUAGGCACAGACUUACAGAAACACCUCGUCUUACAUUCAGUUCUACAUAUCGUGCACACUGGAGCUGGUUUCAUUCAUUUUGUGUAAUUUUGUGCUAGUUAAACAGAAUUUAAACGACAGACCCCUGCGAACCCUAGAGUAGCUGAGGCGAUGCUUGGAUAACACACGGCCUUUGCUGUUUUAGACCGUAUUCACAAAAACGAUCGCAUUGAAAUUCACUGAUCACGAGUUACUUCUAAGAUAUUCAUAUGAAAUUCUCUGCAGGAGCCCAGAAGACCGUAUAUUGUCAAGUUUCUGAAAUGCAGAUGAUAUGUGCAAAAACCCUAAGCAAAACCCAGCAAAAUACAGAAAAACAAGACAUAAACACAACUUUUAAAGCUCACGUUUUUUUGGAUGAUUGUAAAAGAGACACAAAAUCCAGUCCUCGAGGCUUACUGCACCAAAUAGUUUGAUGAAAUAGAAAAAAUAGAGCCUUCAUUUAUUAACCUCUUGAAUGUAAAUUGCAUCUUUUAGACUCCACAAAGAGGUAAUGUUAUCACUCUCACAUCUAGCCAUAUAAAAGGUUGUGUCUCACCUUUUAAAGGAAGCACUUGUGGAUUUUCACCAUUUAAAAAAAAAAGCCAUGUAAUUUUUUAGUAGUCUUUCAUGUUUAGCAGAGAUUUCUUUGGCUCUUUGGGACCUGAUGUCAGCCGUCCACAAAAACCUGACAAACUCUGACGAUACUUGAAAUAUCUCAAAAAUAUUAAAGCUCUCUGGGUGAAUCGUCAGGUUUGAACAUGGCGCUGUUCUCGCUGCGAUGAUUGGAAAUGUACAUUGCUCACGUCUGAGCAGACCUCUCUUCCACCCCAGCAACACAGUAAGUACCCUAUAAUGCAACGUAGAGACCUUAAUGUCCUGUACGCACUAUAUGUUAAUCUGCACUAUAUGAACAAAAUUUG
This is a messenger RNA of Oreochromis aureus, 2518 nucleotides long. It is a transcript of the gene pcyt1ba, whose product is annotated as phosphate cytidylyltransferase 1, choline, beta a. The transcript has 8 exons. Lineage: Eukaryota; Metazoa; Chordata; Actinopteri; Cichliformes; Cichlidae. Gene Ontology annotation, molecular function: choline-phosphate cytidylyltransferase activity; phosphatidylcholine binding. The record is from RefSeq and is a predicted model, not a curated record. The coding region runs from base 113 to 1156 and encodes 347 amino acids. Gene Ontology annotation, biological process: CDP-choline pathway.